GAGGAAAGCGACGCCGUUUCUCUAACCUCCGGCGGAGAAGAGAAGAAAGAUGAAGAAAGCAGAGUACUUCAGCAAGGACUUUGAGUGGGACGAGCUGAGAGUUGAGGUGGAAAACGACCCGUCGUUGAGCUACCACUUGGUCCCAUUCGAGCCCUCUCUUUCAGUUGCAGAAGAAGAAGAAGCUGAAUCUCAGCCGUGGAAUGACUUUCAUCACCGCCAUGCAUCUGGGAAGUUCUUCAAGGAAAGGCGAUAUUUGUUGCAAGAAUUCCCUGAACUAGUUGGGUGUGAGGAGAAUUCUAAGGUUUUGGAGGUGGGGUGUGGUAAUGGCAGCACUGUUCUUCCAAUAUUGAGGGGCAAUGAGAAAGUCACUGUUUACGCAUGUGAUUGUAGCACUGAGGCCCUUGAGAGAGUUAAGGAGACAAUAUAUGCUUCCAACAUUGUUUCUAUUGAGCAUCGCUUCCAUACAUUUUGUUGUGAUUUUUCUACCUCUGGGUUUCCAUCAUGGUUGGCCUGCAAUCCUUGUCAAGCAAAUUUUGAACAAACUUCAGAUGGUAGAGGGAAAAACGAAAGCUAUCUUACUGAUUCAAGUUCAUUGAAAGAAAGCAGAUGUUGCAUUGGUGGGGUUGAUUUUGUUACCUUGAUAUUCACAUUGUCGGCAUUAUCACUUCAAAGGAUGCCAAAGUCCAUCAAUGAGUGUUUUUCUGUUAUGAAACCAGGAGGCCUGCUUCUAUUUAGAGAUUAUGGCCUUUAUGACAUGAGCAUGCUUCGGUUUGAGAUGGACAAAAAAGUGGGAUUCAGGGAGUAUAUGCGGUCAGAUGGCACCCGUUCUUAUUUCUUCUCUUUGGGUACUGUAAAGGAUCUAUUUUUGGGAGCAGGCUUUAUUGAGCUUGAGCUUGAAUACUGCUGUGUCAAGUCGGUGAAUCGUCGAAAUGGGAAGAGCAUGCGAAGGGUGUGGGUUCACGGAAAGUUCCAAAAGCCUAUAUGAACUAUGAAGUCUAUUGCUGAGAUGCCUCUUGAAGAAUCCUGCAUACUCCUACUGUUACAGUGAAGUUUCUUGUAGAUAGCAAUUUCAUGGAUCUGCAUUAUGGUAAAGGCGCACAGACUUGGUUCUGGGUUGAAUAUCUGAGCAAAAGCUAUUAGAUCAAAGGCUGGAAUUGAAUGGAAAUGAUCAGAAUUUUUUGCCUAGUGAAAUCAUUGUGAGUCAUCUCACUGGAUAAUGUGCCCAUACAAUGAACUGUAACAAUGCACCAAGGUUUUAGGCUUUGAUUUUCAAGGGACGGUUUUCGGGACCUAAUAAGUAAUAACUCGAUGAGUAGAAUCUGAUAUGAAAGAUUGAAACAUAAUUGUACAUCGUCGAUGAUGCUAUAGAUUUUAUCAUCUCAUCUGC
This is a messenger RNA of Fragaria vesca subsp. vesca, 1387 nucleotides long. RefSeq names its product methyltransferase-like protein 6-like. Bases 50 to 985 code for a protein of 311 amino acids. NCBI's taxonomy places the organism in Eukaryota, Viridiplantae, Streptophyta, Magnoliopsida, Rosales, Rosaceae. The transcript has 7 exons. The record is from RefSeq and is a predicted model, not a curated record.